UGACCAUGGAUCAUCAUACCGCCUGUGCUCAAGCAUCAUUCAUGUUUCUGUAGGAAUGAGGAGCUGUAUCUGAAUAGGCACCGUGCCCAAAUAUAUCUUGUUCACUCCCUCCACCAUGGCGCCGUCCGUUCAACAAGUCGCCCAAAUCUUCGAGGAUCCGGAGCCUCAACAGAGAGGCCGAAGAGCAAACCACACCCGGACUCCUUCAGUGGGAGACGUCCUGAGAGGCCGUCGAAAGGACAACUGUAGUCCUACAAAGUCCCAGAAACCUUCCAGUCGAGAAGUUGCCAAUUCUGCCAGCCCGCUUGGAGAACGACACAUCAACAGCCCACCACAACCGAAACGAAUUGCAACCAAAUCAGGCGAUGAACCUACCCGCCCUGCCCUGAACCGUACGCACAAAAAGACGGGGAGUUCUGUGUCGUUGAAAGGAAUCAUCUUGGGUAAAGAGAAGAGUGCAGGCACUGGGAGCGUUUCACCCAUUGAUGGUCACACGGCCGACAACAAGCUUAAGAAGGUUAAAUCAGCCAGUAACCUGAGCGGGUUAUUGAAACGGAGAUCCAAGAGAGAUCUUAGAGAAGAAAACAACGGCAGCAAUAGCAACCAAGAAAAUUGCCCGCCAUCGAAGACCACACCCGUCGAGAGUCCCACUCCCAUCUGGGCACAGUUUGCUACUCAACCCUUGGAGGUUGCGGAUGGCACGAUGAUGUAUCCAGUGUCGAACAGAAGGACUGUUGAAGAGGAGAUAAAGCUGUACACCCCCAAAGACUAUUCCGAGUUUCGUCCUUCGGAACAGAGGAAUUUCUAUGGCUACGGGCCCGCGACCCCAUCAUCGUUGGACUAUCAGCCGCCGCAACGACCAUUCUUGGAGCACAAAUCUAGCAGAAGCUCCAUCUUUACAGAAAACAUUAAUGAUGAUGAUGGUGCUGAGGGAGACGUUAAACCGCCAAAGAGUAGGGACCAGCCCAUCAGUCGCCCAGCCUCCUCCAAAGCUGAAGGCCAUUCCAAUGCUCAAGUCCAAUCUUCAACACCAGCUCAAGCAGAUUCGAAAGCCAAAUUAGGCUCGAGAGUCUUCGAAGCAAUCCAAACCUUCAAUAUGAGAGCCCGCAAGGACGCUCGCUCGACCCCGGAGACGCCGAACACCGCAACCUCUCCUCUUAGCCCUCAAGAACUGGACUCGGCUUUCGAGAAGGUGUUGGAUUCUCUGAACAUUCCACUGAAUAUGCGGGAUAACAUGCGAAAUCUCAAGCCAGAUGUGAAGGCAGGCUUGAUGAAAGGUGAUCGGAUUGGCAGUGGUUCAUCCACGGCGUCAGCUUUGACUGAUAGCUCAGAGGUUAGCUCAUCCGCUCGGAACUCUCACCGAAAGGAGAAUGAAAGACCGAAGAGUGAGGGUGAGGAGAGCAAGGAAGGCAGACGAACCCGGUCUCGAUCUCGUCCUCGAAGUCGAAUCUUGACUCUGACCCGGCGCGAGGAAGACUCCCCCACAAAGGCAGACAGGCCAAGUUCGUCCUUGAGAUCACGCAGCAAAUCCAGAAACAAAUCCACCGACCUGACCAGCUCCAGGCCAACGUCGGUGAAAGCCAUGGCCUCGACCGUGUCGUUGGCAUCCCUCAAUCCGGCAGACAGCGCCACCACUCCUGGAGAUUUCAUCCAUUACCUUCGGGAGGUACAGAAGCCCGCGCUGGUCGAAGUAAGCAAGCUGCACAAACUGAGGAUUCUCUUGAGGAAUGAGUCAAUCUCUUGGACGGAUCAUUUCGUGAGCAAGGGCGGCAUGGACGAACUCGUUCAACUCUACUACCGGAUCUCUAAGAUCGAGUGGCGCGAAGAACAUGAAGACAACCUCCUUCACGAGGCGCUGCUGUGCUUGAAAGGAUUAUGCACCACCUCCCUUGCCUUACAACGUCUGCAGCAAGUGGAAAAUGAAUUCUUCCCGGCACUCUUGCACAUGCUAUUCGAUCCAGAGCGGAAGGGUCCGUCAGAGUUCAACACCAGAGGCGUCAUAAUCUCGCUCCUUUUCGCUCACUUAUCAGCCGAAGUCGGCUCUGUUCAGGAGGCUGUUCAUGGACGAGCACGGAAGAUCCUUGGGUUCCUCAGGGAUCCUGCACCGGAGGAUGGCAAGCAGCCGCUUGACUUUGUGUCGCAAAUGCAUACUCCUCGGCCUUACCGAGUCUGGUGCAAAGAAGUUGUUAAUGUCACGAAGGAAGUGUUUUGGAUAUUUCUGCAUCACCUCAAUGUUAUCCCCAUCGUCGAGGUUGAUGAAUCAAUGGGGUAUUGUCGAGCACACUUUCCCCCUCCUCGACCACCCCACCCGGCCGCUCCGUACGUUGGAGGAGUUGAAUGGGAAGCGACGCAGUACCUCGCGACCCACCUGGACCUGUUGAACGGGUUGAUAGCCUGUCUCCCGACCGCGACCGACCGUAAUGCACUGCGGGAGGAGCUCAAACAAUCCGGAUUCGAGAAAGUGAUGGGGGGUAGCCUUCGAACAUGCAAAGAGAAGUUCUAUUCUGGAGUCCAUGAAGGCCUGAAGUGUUGGGUUGCGGCGGCCAAGGCUGACGAGUGGGCGGUGGAAGACGUCAGAGCAGGACCACCGAGAGAGACAGCCAGCCCAAGGAAGAGUCCGGUCAAGAAGAGGAGUGACGAACCCCCGCAACUGGCAUUGGAUGUAGGCGUUGGCCAGGGACAGGCGUCAAAAGUUGAUGAGGGAUGGAUUUGAAGCUCUGACGCCGUGUGGGGGCACGGAGACAAGCAGACUUUGUUGACAAUGAGUUGUUUGGAUGGGUUGUUGGAAAGGGAAGAGGUCAUGACCUGACGACUUUACUGUUCCGUGCAAGGAUCCGUCAUUGUUUGUAAGCGAAGUUAUGAAUGAUUAUUAGCCAUUGGCGUAAUGGGCUUGGUCCUGAAUGCAAGCGAGGUUUCCCAGUCCGAGAACCCUAUGGUGUUGUGGAGAGGAAAAAGACCGAGGGGUAGCUU
Cladophialophora immunda is the source of this 2970-nucleotide messenger RNA. RefSeq lists its product as uncharacterized. NCBI's taxonomy places the organism in Eukaryota, Fungi, Ascomycota, Eurotiomycetes, Chaetothyriales, Herpotrichiellaceae. Gene Ontology annotation, molecular function: actin binding; small GTPase binding. The record is from RefSeq and is a predicted model, not a curated record. The transcript has a single exon. Gene Ontology annotation, biological process: actin cytoskeleton organization. Bases 116 to 2713 code for a protein of 865 amino acids.